Messenger RNA from Clonostachys solani, 1119 nucleotides. Lineage: Eukaryota; Fungi; Ascomycota; Sordariomycetes; Hypocreales; Bionectriaceae. The record is from the annotation of a GenBank genome assembly.
AUGUCCAGCGUCUCGCCGUAUCCAUAUCGCCCUGUGCACCAGCGCAUCCUGAGCACGCGCAUCGACCCGCAGCCGUCUUCGCUCCUAUUCAAGAAAUUACCCGCAGAGGUCCGGUUCAAUAUAUUCUGCUACGCAUUGAGCGCCUAUCCAAACCCGGAUCCCAAAAAAGCCUACGAGUCGUGGUCCUGCUACACCCGCCCGUCGUAUUUCGCCCCCCAGAAAACCGAAACGGCCCUGGUCCUGACAUGCAAGGCCAUCUAUAAAGAGUGCUGGUUCCUCCCCUUUCGCCUCUACGAGCAGGUCCAUUACGCCGUUGCGAAUAAAAAUCGUGCCCCGCCAGGCUACGAUUUCUCCCGGCAAUUGACGAGGCUGGAACUCACCCUCCAGAGCAUGAGGGAGCGGGAGCAGAAGCCGGUUCUGAUCGCCAAUCUUCGUGUGUUUGCUCAGAUGUGCAUGCUCGAAGAAGGCGCUCUGUCCAAGGUGCUGGCCGUCCCAGAGCUUAACCCUUCUGUUGUGACGUUGACCAUCCGACACACCGACUGGUGGAACUGGGAGCAUGAUCAGCCGCUCACCUUCAAUGGGACAUGGCUUGAGGGGGUCUCCCAGGUCAUGCCACCCAGUGUCCGCGAGCUGAACAUCGAGCUCGAGUCGGUCGAUAGAAAGAGACACCAGGUAGAUGAGAUCGCGAGGCAAAUGAUGGAGAAGUGGUCCUUCCGCAGGACGGACGGUGUGGCUCUCUAUGCCUCUCAGCAACAGGAAAGUCGUUGGAGAGGCACGAGCCGGUGGGAACGCCUAAGAUGGGUGCGCGAUGAGAUACUCGAGGGUGUCAUCGACUUUUACGUUGUGACUCUGACCUUUCUCCCCGAGACUCGGUUGCGGUGGCACCAGAUCAGUCCGGUUGCUCGAGAAAUCGCAGACGGCACUCCUGCAGACCGGGACCGGCUUACGCUCAGCAAGUUGGGCUGGAAAACGAUAAGCACUGAGCGCCCGCCAUUCAUGACUGAAAUAGAGCAGUUGAGGCACUACAGACAGAAGUGGAGGCGUACAGGUAUCCAACGUCCAAUGCCCAACAGAGACCCCCCGCGCUUCUACCAGCAGAUUAACAGAAACCCUUCCUAG